ACAAUGAACCAUUUUGUUUUUAUUUUGGAAGAGAUCAUGUUGAAAUAACUAAUGAAUAUAAGUAUUUAGGAUUUUGCAUCAAAUGGAAGUUGAAGACAAGCAAGUGCUAACGUUAACUUUGAUGAUAAAGCUAGAAAAGCUUAUUAUUCAAUGAAAUCUAAAAUACCUUUUACAAUUGAUCUUUCUGUCCAAGUAUGACUUAAAAUGUAUCAGGCUCUCAUAUUACCUAUUGUUAUAAAUUCAUCUGAAAUCUGGAUUACUGAUUUUAAGAUUGACAUAGAUAGCCAAUCAAAAUUGCCUUUUGAGAAAGUACAAAAUACUAUUUUGAAAGACAUACAUAUACAUGUAGGUGUUCAUAAGAAAGCUUCUAAUGUUGCAGUACUUUUGGAAUUAGGUCUAUAUCCUAUACACAUUAAGAUAUAUGAAUCAAUGUUUAAAUAUUACUGUAGGUUAAAAAAUAUGGAAUUUGCAUCCCAAAAUAAUAACCCAUUGUUAAUUGAUGCUUUUAAAGAGGAUGAAAAAUUAUCUCAUAUAAAAACUAGUCCAAGCAUGACUAAAUCACUGAGUAUUAUUACAGAGAUGAUUGGACUUUCCUCUUUAGCGAUUUCCUAUGAAACAUUUAGCAAUAAAUUAAGAAACUAUUAUGAAAAUAAGAUAUCUCAUCAAUUUGAUAACAUAAAACAAACAAAUUGUGGAAAACUUGUAAUUUAUAGCCAAGUAAACAAUUAUACUUUUAUAUUGCAAGAAUAUUUGAAAUUUACAUUACGAUUUUUUUUUUUUAAACCACCGACAGAGAAAUUUUAUUAUUAUGUAGGAUAUUUCAUGUAGUAUCUAACUGUAGGAAGAUUGACUAUACAUGCUAAAGGGAGCUGAUAAAAACUUGAAUGGAGUUGACAACUGUAAAAGUAGGUAAAGUCGUUGGUAGGGAAAGGAGGGGGGGUGAGUUAGCAAUGGGGCGAGUUAUCCCAUUUCUCUAUACCGCACUUCAAAAUGGUGUUCUUAUUCAUCCGAGCAUUGGUGGACUUACUCCUUAAGCAAGAAAAAUAUCUAAUUCAGAGUUAUCGCAACCAUUUGUCUCUAGACGCAGUUGCCAUAGAGAAGGACACAAGGAAUAUUAACCGCUGUAACAGUUUCCAUCGGGUUCGAAAUUCUCCUCUCCUUGUCAGUGCGAUGACGGACGCGGACGAUAAAGAAUUUUGCCUUGCCGACUAUGAUGCAGUUGGAUUUGAUUUGGACCAUACGUUGGCGAAGUAUAAACUGGUAGACUUAAUGAAUCUUGCUUAUGACUCUUUGUGUGAAAGUCUCAUCAAAAAGGGAUAUAAUCCAAAGAUUAAGGAUAAACUCAGUGUUCACAAGGACUUCAUCUGCAAAGGUUUAUUUCUUGACUCUGAAAAGGGCAACAUCCUUAAAUUAUCACAUGAUGGAAAAAUCCUCAGAUGUAGCCAUGGAACCCGAAUGUUGAAAAGAGAGGAAUUAAUAUCUGUGUAUGGUCAAGACUUACACUGGGAGCACUUCGACGAAGCUGUAGGGCAUGUCAAAAGUCAUGGCAAGAACCAUACAUACCGAUUCUUCGAGAAUUAUUUUGACAUCCCAGCCCUUGUAUGCUGUGCACAUAUUGUUGACAUACUAGAUAAUGAGAAUGGUGGACCAUGUGAAAAAUAUAACUUCUGGAAAGAUGUUUAUGAGGCUUUUGGAGAAAUCUACAUUCCAUCUCAAUUUACAAAAAACGCAGGAGGGUUUUUUCCUGGUGUGAGGGAAAAUCCAAGAAAAUAUCUCCAACCAAGCAGCAAUGGCGUCAAAGAGUGGCUAAAAGAGUUAAAGGGAGAUAAUCGCGUUAUCUUUCUGAUGACAUCAUCAGCCAUUGACUUCGCCGGAAUGGUCAUUGAAACAGUGCUGGGAUCAGAUUGGAGGAAUUUCUUUGAUAUUUACCUGACUGAUGCCAGAAAACCAGGGUUCUUCACAGAGAGCAACAAAUUUAUGUUGAUAGAGGACGGUGAAAAAAAGGGCGAGGUUAAUGAGCUGCAACCCUUCAAAACAUACGCGAAUGGAAAUUAUGGAGACUUGAUGAAAUUCUUGUCUAAACAAACUGGAAAGCCUAAUCCAAAUGUUCUCUAUUUUGGGGACAGUUUAUGUUCAGACAGUUUUCCAGCGAAGGUAUUUGGUAACUGGGAUGUUGCGUUGGUGCUGGAGGAAAUGGAGGCCGAGGGCUACCGUCCAGAUUUAACGGACGUCCUGGAACCAAAACGCAAAGUUCCUAAGCAUGAGGUUAACUUAUACAUAGACCCAGAGGAGGAGCAGUAUGUUCUGUCCGACUGCUGGGGGUCAUUUUUCUACCAUGAGGAGGAAGAUCCAAAGCACGACAAGCACAUGAACACAUACUGGGGUCGAAUCAUCAGCCAGUACAAUGCUAUAGCUGUCCCGACAGUGGAGUACAUAGCUGGAAUGCCAAUUGACUACAAAUACAAGAGGUUCAAAAGAUCUGAUGUGGGUAAUACAGAUGGUUUCUAUCCAGGAAAACCCAAACCACUGCUGACUUGAGGACGGUUCUAGCUUAGCUUUAAUGUCAAGAAAAUCGUCAUUUUUGUGUAGGAUUUAGAAUUGUAAAGGAGCCUUGAUGAUAUAUCAACAACAAAAAAUUAUGUAUUUAUGAUCUCAGAGGUUGAGGUAUGAUGUCUCCUUGCAAUACUUGUGAUAGUAGUAUUUAUUGAUUUGUAUGUAUAAAUUAAUUGAACAGUCGCUAAGUCGACUCAGCAAUUGGUAACCUUCUUAGUAUUUGAGUCGCCAGAUCUUCUGUGUAAUCAUAUUACAAUUUUUCUACAAUUGAACAUUCCAGUAGGCACCAUCGAUUUGCCUUUUCCCACUAUUCCUUUUACUUAGGAAUGUAACAACAACACUCUGAAUUCAUUUUCACAUUUAUUUAACUCUAUUACACCAAGUAUUACAAUCAACUUGCAAGCACUACAAUCACUAAAGAGUUUAGGACAAUGGAGAUAAUUGGCCGCAUUAUCCACCAAAUCUUGUCCAAGGUCUGGGGUUACAACCGAAAUACCAACACCCAAGGUGCAUAACGGGCAUGACGGAGACCUUGUGUUGAACACAAAUGCCAGGAAAGUCCCAAUGCUUGAUAAACCAACAUGUGGACGGGAAUGGCCCGGGACAUAUCUGUUUACCCUGUUUCUGAGAGAUUGCUCCCUGGUUAAAUAGUACUUACUGACACCGAGUACUCCAGACUGUGAGCCUUCCCUCCUUUUAAAAGAGGUGAAGGGGGCACCAAGUAUGGCUUAAACUUGUAGAACCCCAACCAUACACUACAUGAGGGGUGACACUUUCCCCACUAAACAACACAUGCCCCCUGUCUUGGUUGACAGAUGGGAGAAACACAGGCCAGAAAUGUCCCGAAACCCCCCUUUAAGUCCCCCCAGACCCGAUGACAGGAAAGGACAAUGCGACGGAUUAAGCUAUGAAUGUUUGAUCUUAACAGUUUGAUUAAAGUCAAUCUGUUUGAUUAAAUUCAAUCUGUUUGACACUGCAGUGAUGGCUCUAUUAUAGAGUUUUUGGACUAUAAUUAUUGGGAGAGGUUAUGGUUCAUGGACUUCAAUGCACAAAAGUUGAGAUUUGAUGCCUCAGGUGGUCUUGCUGCUCCAGGAAUUUCAUCUUGAUGUCAGCAAUUGUAUAGGUCCUCUGAUGAAUCUGAAAAAAGAGAAAACUAGACGCAGAUUACUGUUGCAUUGUUGAUGUACAUGAAAUGAUUAUCAUCAUCAUUAAUAUGAAAAAGAGGGCUGGGUGGGUGGGUUUUCAGAUUCACUUUGGAAGACAAUGUCUCUCUCUUGGCGGGAAAAUUUUAAGAGGAAGUAGAGGAAUUUGUCAAUUUGUACCACUAUCUACUUCCUGUGAAAGAGCUUAGACAAGUUGUACUUGUCAUUCCCUAAUUUUCUUAGGGGUGCUCCGUCAAUUAAGUGUGAUUAUUUGUAUAUUCAUAAAAUAAUCUAUAUUAUUGCAGUGCAAUUAUAUCCAUUUACAGUUGUACAUGUGGUCAUAGAAUGUGGGACAAUUUUACAUAUCUUCGUAAAAACUUGAUUAUAUUAUGGUAUGGCAGUGACAUCUGUCUGGCCAUGCAUUUUCUGUGUAAUCACACUACAUUUGAGUGAUUUUAUAGCGGUGUUUGGAAGUGUAUGACUGGUAGUUGUGAAUAUGGGUUUUUUAAACUUGGGUUCUGACAUCUAGGCAACAGCAGCCAUUGGCAGUCCUGAAUUUUUAAUAUUCUUUGAUUUCUCUUGAAAUGUAGUAAUUUCCAUGUUGAAAAUUGGUGCUUUUCACAGCAGAUUCCUUUUGAAUAUGGAGUUAGCCCCCUUGAAGAUAGUCAGGUACCUGUAAAUUACACACACAUACAGAUGAUUCUGAAGAAAUCUGUCAUUGACUGGUUUAAAAUAAAGUACAGCCAUUUUUCUCACAUUUUCGGAGCUUGACUUGCAUUCACAUGUCAUACAAAAUCGAAAGUUUUGUCUAAAAUAUAUACUACCAGGCAUAGUGCCCCACUUUCCACAUGCAUUUUGAAUUAAAAGCACAUUAAAUGAAAAUGUUAUUUUAAUGUCAAAACACACUAGACAAUGGUUUACCAUGUUUCAAUUUUAAAAUGACAAUGACUUGGACAAAGUAUUGUCACAAACUUGCAUGAUUAUGAAUUGAUCAUCUUUAAUUUACUUUCAUUUUACAUAAAUGCUUUAAAAUUUCCCUUUGAGCCCAUAAUUGUGGAUACAAGUGCUAAGUGUAUUGUGAGGUAUCCGAUGGAGGUAGUUCUACUCAUUUCUAGUUUAGUCCCUAUCAUAAUCUGUGAGUGAGUAGAAUUAUAUCUAUUGAAUCUCCAGGGAACUCUGCUGGGUCAGGUAUCUGUUGUCUAAUGCUUGGUGAAUUCACCGAUUAUACUUUGGUUUGAUUGAUAGAUUUUUAAAUGUUAUUGGUGAACAUGUGCUCGAUUGAAAUUUUGAAUUGACUGAUUAUUUAUUAUGGACACAUUGUGUGUAAUUAUGAAUGGUAAUUUUAAUGUAUGAUUAUCCUGACCUCUAAUAUGAGCUGUAUACAUCUUUAGCUCACCUGAACCAAAUGUUAAAGUUUACUGUAACUGAUCAACAUUUGCCAUAGUUAUUGCAUGUAUCCUUUAACUUUUCACAUAUUUGACUUCUUCUCCAGAAGGACUGUGCCAAAUUCAACUAAACUUGGCACAUAGAGCAUCCUUAGGUAAAGGGGAUUCAAGUUCGAUCAAAUGAAGGAUUAUACAGCCUCCCAUGGGGAAAUGAUCAAGAGAUAGUGAAAUCAUGAGUAGGGAAAGUUUAAGUAAUUUCAAGAACCACUGAGCCAGAAAACUUGAACUUGCAUGAAAGCUUCAUUAUAGAAAUGAGAAAAAGUUUGUUCAAACCAUGAAGCCUGAGGACCAGGGUGGGGAGUAAUAUGGAUGAUAGGGAAGAGUUCUACGCAGAAAUAUAUAGGAAAAUUAUUUUAAGAUCUUUCUCUCUAGAACCACAAGGAAAGAUUUUGUUAUGUUUAAAUUCAAGUUUGCUCAUACCUUGGUCUCCAAGACCAGUUUUGGCCCAAACUAAAGGUUUGUAUAAUGAGGGUUUUAACAAAAUUUUAUAUAGAAAGGUAUAACUGCACAGGUGAGCUAUGUAUGGCUCACAGAUUUCCAAGGGUAUGUUCUUAUACCAAAGAGCUGGUACUUUUAUUUGUUUUAAUGUAAAAGGCAAUACAAUCAAUGUAUCUUGUUUUAUUUAUAGUAUUUUAGUUCACCAGAGCUGAAGGCUAACGCAAGCUUUUCUGGUCAAAAUGCGCCUGUUGUCCAUCACCAUUUUUUUGUUGUAAUGUUUUCACAUUUUCAGCUUCUUGAGUCAGCAUUUUUCAACCAAACUUUUACAAAGCAUCCCUGAAUGAAGCAAAUUGAAGUUUGUUCAUAUGGAGUGUUGUGUUUCCUUUCAAGGGAGUGUAAUUAAAAAAUUGGGUGGGUUGUUUAAAUAAUCUUCUCAAAAACUACAGUAGAACAUGGUUAUAGUGAACAUGCCUUCAAUGGAUUAACGGUCCAGCCUAGUGAUUUUUAUUCCUUGUAGUUUUUAAUUGUAUUAUGAACUUACUGGAUAUAACGAAUUGCGUUUAUAACAAAUUGUUGAUCCCCAGCACUUCUAUCAAAUUGUUGAUAUGCAAGUGCAUGUGUAAUGACGUUUUUAAAAUGAAUUCAAGUUAGUUCAAACAUCUCCCCCAAGGUCUCAGUAUUUUACAUACAUGCAGAAAGGGAAACAAAAUGUCUAAAUUUGUUUCAAGAAUUACAAGGAAACCUGAAUAACUGCAAAUUGAAUACACAAGUCACAUUUGUUUCUAUAGAAUGUUCAUUAAAUGUCACUUCAGCUGUGUCAGUGAUUAAAAUAAACCUUAAAAAAAACAUACCCAGUAAGUUUUCAGUUUUAUUUAUCAGCAAUUUUAACAUGUAGGUGUUUCAAACAAUAGAAGUAUGAAAUAUAGUUAUGUGAUACUAAAAGUAAAGAUUUAUGAAUAUUCAUUGGUAAGUAAUGAUGUCAUGAAUUUGGCUAAAUCAACCCUUGGAUGUGUUGUUUUUUGCCGGUCUCGCAAACUUUAACAGAAGGUUUGACUAGAUGAUUCCCUUUGAUUACUGGUAACUCUUGCGUACGCGAGACACAAAAUAUAUUUUCGUACACAUGCUGUUGGUACAAAUUCUUCUCGGUGUGUUCGUAUUGUUCAAAGAAUGAUUACAAGCUGUCGUGCAACAACCCGAGCUGUGUGGGGUACACAAAUUUACUAGUAAGUUUAUGAAACAGCUCAAACAAAUAUAGAAAAUUAUCAUAUUUCUUUGAUAAAAUCACUGGUCGUGUCAAAGAGGAAAUAAAUAUGUCAUAUUUAAUGGCCUAUUUCAAACGUGGUCAGCUUAAUACACAUGUAUGUACCAACAACUGAAUUAUACCAGUGAACAAAAUGUAUGCUUUCAUAACUAUUACUUCUGUCAUUAUCUACAUUACCAGUCUAUCAUAUACAUAAACAUCUUGCACUCGCUCAAGCGUUCAAUAGCAUACAAAAGUGCUGAUAUCUUGGAAAUUGCAUAUUGCUGGGCUCUCCUUAAUGCUGGGCCACUAUCUAAUUAAUGAUCAUCCAGUAAGGUUUGCAAGGUAGCUCAGGUGAGCAAUGUGGCCGAUAGGCCUCUUGUUAUAAUUAGAAUUUUUAUUUUAUGCUUAAGCAAUUACAAUGUUCAUUUUUUUCUUGUGAAAGCUUAUGAUAACAUUUGUUCUCUGCCCCCUUUUUUUUUGUAUUAUUUACAACUAACAAUUUUUGAGAAUAAAUCUCGAGUGGUUUC
Molecule: messenger RNA, 7348 nt
Organism: Ostrea edulis (European flat oyster)
Lineage: Eukaryota; Metazoa; Mollusca; Bivalvia; Ostreida; Ostreidae
Product: 5'-nucleotidase domain-containing protein 1-like
Exons: 12
Coding region: 991-2538 (515 amino acids)
Molecular function (GO): 5'-nucleotidase activity
Source: RefSeq, a predicted model, not a curated record